GUAGCGGCCGUGAAGUAUUCUGAUUAAAUACAUUGAAUUGAUAUUGAUUUUAAAUGAACUAAACAAGUGCUCUCUAUAAUUCUACAGAGAAACAUUCUGAAAUUCUAUUUAUUUUUCUAUUAAUAUAUUAUUCCAUUUACAUAUAUUGACGAAAGAUGCUUAUUUUACACGCUGACGAAGUAAAGUAAAAUUUGUACGGAUAGGUUUCCGUAAUAUUUAAGUUAUAUCUGAAAUAGAAUAAUAUAAACAUGUCCUGGCCAAGCUGGAAUCAAAUGUCGAUGCCCAUGGGCACAGGAACGAUGCAGCAGACUCAGAUGACUCAAAUGCAACAACAGUAUAUGGAACAAGCAAAUAUGAUGCAAAAUUAUAUGAAUCCUGCCAUGCAAACUCAAUACAACAUGCAAGGAUACACUCCGCAACAAUGGGCUGCAUUCAACAAUGGCAACAGUGGCAGCAGAUGAGUGCUGAUGCAAAUGCAACUUCUAAGGUAACAGCACCUCCUUUGCCAGUUCAGCCUCCGUUGCCUGUAGAACCACCACCCCCUGAUGCUUUAGCAACGCCUGCAAAUGCCACUUCACAAGCCAGUGCUGCUAUCACAUCUGCAUACUCAGCUAUGGUCGGCUCUGCUUCAAACUAUGGUGUUCCACCACCACAGAUGGCAGGAAGUACUGCACAAAACAUGUACAACUAUCACACAGGAUAUGGGUAUGAUCAAUCUCAAACCCAAGCCUCCGUUCCAACUCCAACGGCCUACACUCAACCUAAUCUUUUAGGGAAUAGUUCAUGGACUCCUGGAACACAAGUGAAAGAUGCAUCUAACACCAAUUAUUCAAUUCCCAAUGUGAGUGUGCCACCUCCCAUGGCUGGAAAUACUAUUGCUUCCAAGCCAGGUUUAAAAAGAACUGCUGCUCCUGUUGAUGAAAGUAUUGAGAGCAAAAAGGCCAAGUCUGAAGCACUACACCAACAGCAACUAGAUGAAGAAAAUGAAUUUGAUAUUCAGUUUCAAAAGUGGGAAUCAGAUUUUAAUACUUGGCGUGAACAAAAUGCAAACCAUCCAGAUAAGAAAGCAUAUCGUGAAUAUGAAUUGAAGUUUUUAGCAUGUAGAAAUAAAUUACUGGAAAGGCGAGAACAAAUGAGAGCAAAGCGCCAGCAAGCAGAAAAGAUGAUGCUUCAAGCUCAAGCAGCUGAGAUGGCUGAACUUGCAAACAACCAAUCUUUAUUGGCAGAAUCAGGCCAAAUAAAUAAUAAAAAUGAGUUACAACAGGUUGGAAAUCAACCAAAUGUAGAUCCUUCUCGAACCAUUCCAACGGGUUAUGUGCCAUAUAUAACUAGUUAUCAUCAAGAUGGGCAAGAUCCAACAAACCAAGGCAAUAACAGUUCACAAAUAUCCUUUUUAUCCAAUAAUUCCAACUCCGCAGGUUUUCUAAGUAGUGGGGAUAAAAAGGGUAUACCUGGUUUAGAUUUAGUUCCUGAAGAAGAAUCCACUUCUAAUGCACUUAAUUCAUUGAAUAAAAGUAAAACUAAUGAAGUAAUUGAAAUAAAUGAUGAUCCAGAGCCUGUGAACACAGAACAAUCAGAAUUACAACAGAAAAAAGAUGAUUAUAAUGAUGCUAUUUCUAGUGGUAUUAAUGCUAUAUUAGCUGAUCAAAAAUUGCUUUCCAUGCUUUCAAUUGUUACUAAAUGUCAGAAUAAAUCGGAGAUUGGUCAACUGAUAGCUUCUAAUAAAACUUUAUAUGAUGAAUUGAGUAAAAAUAUCCAGGAAACAAAUCAAGAAACAAAUGCUAAACAAGGCGAUCUCAAUAUCAAUACAUACCAGCAAUCUAAUAAUGCUAGUUCAAAUCAGCAAUCUAUUGAUUCAAAUACAUUACAAGAUGAAUAUUCAAAUCAGAGUCAAAAUGAUUGGAGAAGUGAUAGAUCAGAUAACUAUGCAGAUCCCUAUGCAAGUACGGAACAACAAUAUGAGUCACAACAAAUUCAACAACCUGUAUCAGAAGGAUCAAGAAAUGACUGUAUUCAAGAUGCACCAUUAAAUCCAUAUGGUCGACCAAGUUCAGAUAACUCUGAUCCUUCAUCAUUAUUCGGCGGGCAGUCAAAUUAUAUUCCAAAGCAAAAGUUUAUCAGAGAUAUGUUCAAUAUUAACACAAAAGCACAAUCAGUUGGUGAAGAUAAAAAAUCUACAGAUAAAGAUAAUUCUUCAAGUUUCUUGAAUAAGUUUAAUAAUAGAUUGUUUGGUAAACAAAAUUUAAAUAAUGACAGAUCUCAGUAUGGUGACUUGAAUGAAAGACAGCCAUUUGGAUCUCUGAAUCCAAAUGAUCGAUUAGGCAAUACUGGUUUGGGGAGUAUUCGACCUCUGCUUGGUGAUAGAUCACAAUUUGGCAGCGGCAGAUCUCAAGUCAAUUUAAUGAAUGUAGAUAAUGAAAGAUUGCCAUUUGAUUCGAUUAAACUUGACAAAGAAAGAUCAGAUUUUAAUACAACAAAUUUAGAUGACGAUAGAACCCAAUUAGGUUCAAUCAAUUCUCAAAAUGAGAGAAUGCAGUACGGUUCCAUGAAUCCAAACAAUGAAAGAUUCUCUGGAUCAAACCCUGGAAGAUCUAUAUUUGAUUCUACAAAUCUUCCUAACAAACCAUCAGAAUUUGCUUUACAAAAGGAUUUGAAUGAAAGAUCAGAGAUCGGUUUAGUAAACCAAAAACCUUUACCAUCACUGAUGGAUCAACAAGUUUUUAAACCAGAUGAUAUGAUUUCUGUAACUGAUAUUCCAAAUUUGAUGGAUUUAACUCCACGACAAAUAUAUGAAAUAAUCAGCGGAAACAUGCCUAAUCCUAAACGUUUCUUGAAUUGGAAUCCAAACCCAGAUCCAGAAAGCGAUUUUGUUGUGCCACUGAAUGUUGUUGACCAUAGGCACAAACCAUCAGAAAUUGAGCUUUCAUCAUUUAAUGAUGUACUUCAAACAUAUGAUUACAAUCACAAGCCAGCCAGCAAUAUUACACCUCAAACAGAAUCUGUUUGUAACAAGGAGUCUGAUGAAAUUCAGAAAACACAUUCUGAAAAUCCUAUGAUCGAUCAUGCUGCAUCUAACAGAUUUGAAAAUUUACGAAAUCGACCAAGUAGGUUUAGUGAUAUAGAUGAUAGAUCAAAGCAUAUUGAACCAAGAUUAUCUCGAUUUUCAAAUGAAAACAGACCAUCUGAUCAGAAUAGAUCACCUUUUAAACCCGAGGAAAAAAAUAUAUUGGAUGACGAUGUUAGAAAAAGCGAAGUUGAUAGAAGGGAUAGAAAUAGAUCGGAUAGAUUUUAUCGAAACGAUAAAUCAAGAGAGGCAGACAGGUCACGCGAUUCUGAUAGAUUUCGGGAUAGCGACAGGCAUCGAGAUCUUGAUAGAUCUCGUGAUAUCGAUAGAUUUCGUGAUGGUGACAGGUCACGAGAUGGUGAUAGGCCACGAGAUGGCGACAGAUCCCGAGAUGCAUUUAGAUCUCGCGAUUCAGAUAGAUUUCGGGAUCAGGAUAGAUCUCGCGAUCAAGAUAGAUCUCGCGAUCAGGAUAGAUCUCGCGACCAGGAUAGAUCCCGCGAUCAGGACAGAUUUCGAGAUCAGGAUAAAUCUCGCGAUCAGAAUAGAUCUCGCGAACAAAAUAGGGCCGCAGAACAAGACAAACCUUGUGAUUCUCGUGGCUCGGACAAAACCAUUUCAGAUCAAAAUAAAAUUGGUAAAGACCAAUUUGGUAGAGAUAUAAGUGCAAGGUAUAACAAUAAAAAUGAUGACGACAAAAUGGUUGUUUCAAAUACCGAACCUGCACAUACAAAUAAAUCCGAUCCCAUCGUAAUUCUAAUAGAUGACAUAUUACUCAAACCUGGAAGAGAACAUAGGCCUUUAUCCAUUGUUAUUAUUUUGCGUGGAUUGCCAGGCUCAGGAAAAACUCAUUUAGCAAAAAUGAUUAAAGAAACAGAACAGCAACAAGGAGGACCUGCACCAAGAAUUUUAAGUUUGGAUGAUUAUUUUACUGUGGAGAAAGAAUUCCCUGUUGAAGGAGCUAGAAAGGGAACUGCGAAAAUAGAAAUGAAAUACGAGUAUGAUGCUACAAUGGAAAAAUCAUAUAGAGAUUCAUUGAUCAAAUCAUUCAAGAAGACUAUUAUUGAUGGUUUCUUCAAUUUUGUUAUUGUAGAUUGUAUAAAUAACGAAUUAAAACAUUACGAAGAAAUGUGGUUAUUUGCAAAGCAAAAGAACUGGCAGGUUUAUAUUUGCCAAUUAGAAUUGGAUUUGCAAUAUGCUCUGAAACACAAUAUUCAUGAACGUUCUGAGGAAGACAUCUCUAAUAUGAUUAAAAAUUGGGAGCCUACACCAAAGGAGCAAACUCAACUUGAUGCUACUUCCAUGUUACAAAGAGCUUCUAUAAAUGAAGUUGAAAUGGAAGAUGCUUUUGAGGAACUAAGUGAUAACGAUGAUAUUUUGCAUGACGAUGGUAACAAUGGCGAUGAAGGCAAUGACGAUGAAGAUGAUGAGAUUUCUCAGGAUAACAUCUUUAGGAGCAAAUGGGAUAACACUGAUCAGAAUGAUGACCAUUUAGCCCGCCUCGACGGAACCAGUAAACCGCUUCGUCACCAAACCAUGGAAGAAUACCUCGCAGCUGAUUGGGAACCAAACACAAGCACUUCCGGGAAAAAGAGAGUGCGUUGGGCCGACAUAGAGGAGAAACGUGCUCAAGAGAAAAUGCGUGAUCGUGGUUUUGUAGUUGGCCAGACAGACUGGAAUAGAAUGAUGGAUCCUACAAGCGGUCAGUCUGCUCUAACUCAGACCAAAUAUAUUGAACGCGUCAAUAAAUCUAUUUUCUAAAGAUCACAUGCCAUGUCUCAUUCAACCAUGCACGAGAUCUAUCAAGAUACUAUUGGCUGAUAUUCGAGUUGUUGAGUCAUAGGAGCCUCAGUUGCUGCCGAGGAUGAAACCGUUCCAAGAAUCCCAGAAGUUCAAAAAGGACAGGAAAUAUGAUCGAGAUCAAAGACAUAACGACAGUGAUUUCGUUUCUUCUCCACCAA
This is a messenger RNA of Ctenocephalides felis (cat flea), 5022 nucleotides long. RefSeq lists its product as uncharacterized. Lineage: Eukaryota; Metazoa; Arthropoda; Insecta; Siphonaptera; Pulicidae. Bases 422 to 4822 code for a protein of 1466 amino acids. Gene Ontology annotation, cellular component: nucleus. Gene Ontology annotation, biological process: regulation of telomere maintenance. The record is from RefSeq and is a predicted model, not a curated record. The transcript has 15 exons.